GUCUGAGCUGGCCGAGAUCUUUCUCGCGCUGGUCCGCUGGGCGCGCAGGGCUACAGGGACUUUUCUCUCGCUGCUGGGCUGGGCGCUCUGCUAUGGCGCGGAAGUCGAGUCGGCCUUUGCUUCUCCUGCCGCUCGUGCUGGGCAUGACCCUGGCGAGCGUCCCCAGCCGUCUGCCCCUGGUCCUCAACACUUGGCCUUUUAAGAAUGCCACCGAAGCAGCAUGGCAGACUUUAGCGUCUGGAGGCUCUGUCUUGGAUGCGGUGGAGAACGGCUGUGCUAAGUGUGAGGCAGAACAGUGCGACGGCACUGUAGGCUUUGGAGGAAGUCCUGAUGAACUUGGGGAGACCACCCUUGAUGCCAUGAUCAUGAACGGCACUGCUAUGGACGUGGGAGCAGUAGGAGACCUUAGAAGAAUUAAAAAUGCAAUUGGAGUGGCACGGAAGGUCCUGGAGCAUACAACACACACGCUCUUAGUAGGAGAGUCAGCCACCAAGUUUGCUGAAAGUAUGGGGUUUACCAAUGAGGAUUUAUCUACCAGUGCCUCUAGAGCUAUUCAUUCAGAUUGGCUUUCUCGGAACUGCCAGCCAAAUUAUUGGAAAAAAGUUGUACCAGAUCCUUCGAAAUACUGUGGACCCUACAAACCUUCUGUCUUCUUAGAGAAGAGUAAUCCUGCCUACAAAGAAGCAGAUGUUCAUGGUCAUGAUACUAUUGGCAUGGUUGUAAUCGAUAAGAUGGGACAUACUGCUGCUGGCACAUCUACAAAUGGUCUAAAAUUCAAAAUACCUGGUCGUGUAGGAGAUUCUCCCAUCCCUGGAGCUGGGGCCUAUGCUGAUGACUUGGCCGGAGCAGCUGCAGCCACUGGGGAUGGUGAUAUACUCCUGCGCUUUCUGCCAAGCUACCAGGCUGUACAAUAUAUGAGCAGAGGAGAAGACCCAGCCAUAGCUUGCCAAAAAGUGAUUUCCAGAAUUCAGAAGUAUUAUCCGAAAUUCUUUGGAGCUGUUAUAUGUGCUAAUGUGACAGGAAGUUAUGGUGCUGCUUGCAACAAACUUCCAACAUUUACUCAAUUUAGUUUCAUGGUUUAUAAUUCUCUACGAAAUCAACCAACUGAAGAAAAAGUAGACUGUGUCUAAUCCAUCUUGUCUGUCAGCAUAUGUAUUUAAAGAGAAGCACAAAGGCUGGAAAGUUGCUUACUGACAACAUUCAGUGAUGUUCCUGUGCAAAUUAAGUGCAAAAAUAAAUUAUAACGUAGUGCUAUUUCUUAGCUACAUUUUUAUUUAUUUACUUCUAUUUAAGGUCUGUUUAUCACAUGAAAAUGAAUAUGCAUUUAUACAUGAUGCAUAUUUUUAAACUUUAAGUGAUAUUUGAAUUUAUAAUCACUGUGCUAAGAAACGACUACUCUGCGGCUUUAUUUUUGCAAUGUCAUAGUAAGUAAAGUAUUUGUAUUUGAGUACCUCAGAUUGCACAAGCAAUCCUAGUCCAGAGGAGAGAGUAAUACUAUCUCAACAGAUUAGACGUGGUUAAAUUUCAGAAGUUACAGUGAUAAGUCUCUUAUGACUAAUCAUUAAGUUUUACCAAAUGUUCUGUAAUAGUUCAAAACAGAAAUAAUGCUAUUAAAGUAUAUGUUUUAUUCUGUACAUUAUGAAAAGCUGAUGAGAAUUUCUCUGGUAUUCUUUGGAUUUCUCAUUGAUAGAUCACUCAGUACGUGACUGUUGUUGAUGCACAGAAAUCUCUGAUCUUUGCGCAGCUGAUACUCAGUAUUGAUGAUUUCUUUUGAAAAUCAUUUAGGGAGCUCUUUUCUGUGAGUUUACUAAUCUCUUAUGCCGAGGUUGUGGUUGCAGUUAGAAAAUGGAGCCCAUGGUAGCUCAGUAUCCAAGUGGGUACCCUAGUAAGGGGAACAGGGACUAUUUCUGACAUAAACUCAAUGGCUGGCUCUUUGACCUCCCUCCCCCACACUCGAGGGAGGAGUGGCCCUGCUAGGCCACAGAGGAGGACCAUGCAGCCAGACCUGAAGAUAUCUGAUAAGCUAAGGUCAGAUGAAAGGGGAGGAGGUCCUCCCCAUCAGUGGACAUGAAAAGGGGUAGGGAGAAGAUGAGGAAGGGAGAGUGGGAUUGGGAGGGAAUGAGGGAGCGGGAUACAGCUGGGAUACAAACUUAAUAAACUGUAACUAAUAUUUAAAAAAAGAAAAUGUCAAUAAGUGUGCCAUCUAGCUUGACAUUAUUUUUCAAUGGUCAUUGAUAAGUUGAAUAUAUUAUAUUGUUAUCAAAUUUUAAUACUGUUUGUUUUUUAAUAUACACAGCUUGAUAGUCAUUCUUUGAAUAACCCAUGUUAUUUGUUAUCAGGCCAUCCUUCCUGUCAAAAUGGUUUAGGAAGCCAUUUAUUUAUUUGUUUGCUUGUUUGUUUAUUGUUUACGGUUCCUUCACUUUGUAUUACAGCUGUAGCCCCCUUCAUAAUCUCCUCCUGUACCACCCUCUCCCCUCUUCCCCUUCUAUGUCUCUCCCCUAUGCCACUGAUAGUAGGAGUCCUCCUCCCCUACUCUCUGACCCUAGCCUAUCAGGUCUCAUCAGGACUGUCUGUGAUCCUCUUUUGCUGUGUCCUAGUAAGGCUGCUUUGCCAAGGGGAGGUGAUCAAAGAGCUGGCCACUGAGUUCAUGACAGAGACAGGCCUGCUUCCCUUACUUGGGAACACACAUUGAGACUGAGCUGCCUAUGGACUACAUCUGAGCAGGGGGUCUAACUCCUCUCCAUGCAUGGUCCUUGGUUGAUUUAUCAGUCUCUGCAGAAGCCUCUGGGCCAAGAUUUUUGGCUCUGUUGGUCUCCUUAGGGAGCUCCUGUCCCCUCCAGGUCUUUCUAUCUGCUCCCCGACACCUUCUUCCAUAAGAUUCCCUACACUCUGCCCAAAGUUUGGCUAUGAGUUCUCAGCAUCUGUUUUGAUGCCCUGCUGGGUAGAGUCUUUCAGAGAUCCUCUGCGGAAGGCUCCUGUCUUGUUCCCUGUCUUCUCCCACUUCCAAUGUCUAUCUUGUUUGCCCUCCUGAAUAAGGAUUAAGUAGUAGGAAGCCAUUCUUGAAUAUUCUCUUCCAGCACAGAAUUUGUUGGACUGAAAUUUGACUCUGUUUAAUAAUAUCCAUACAUGGUAUGUACUCACUUAUAUAGACCUAUAAGAUAUGAUAAACAUAAUGAAAUCUAUACACCUAAAGAAGAUACACAAGAAAGAGGACCCUGGGUAAGAUGAUCAAUCUUCACUUAAAAGACAAAUAGGAUGGACAUUGGUUGUAGGAGAAAACAAGUAAUAGGAUAGAAGCCUACCACUGAAGGCCUCUGAAUGUCUCUAACUAGCAGUGUAUCAAAACAGAUACUGAGACUUAUAACCAAGCCUUGGGCAGAGUACAGGUAAUCAUAUGAAAGAAGGGGGAGUUAGUAUGAUCCAGAGAGGACAGGAGCUACCCAAGGACCAAAUAUAUCUGGGCACAGGGGUCCUUUAUGAGACUGUUUCUCCAACCAAGGACCAUGUAUGGAUAUAACCUAUAACCCCUGCUCAGAUGCAGCCCAUGGUAGCUCAGUAUCCAAGUAGGUACCCUAGUAAGGGGAACAGGGAUUAUUUCUGACAUGAACUUCUUUUUUAAAUCUCAUAAGUUCAGUUCAUGAGUUUGGUGAUUGAAUUUAGACCUCAGGACCUAAUUAAGCUAAUUUAAUACCUUUAAUUGUACAAUUGUAAAAUUCAUUUGAGUAAUUUCUAUUGGAUACCUGUUUUUUAAUUGGCUAGCAAUUCUGAAAAUAAUAUGUCUGUGUCAUUUUGCUGGUCAAUUUUUGGUUAAUAUUUCAUGCUUUUGUAAAAACUCUAAAUGGUUUAUUUUCUUCAGUACUAGUUAUAUAUUAAGCAGUAGGUUUUCAGUUAUUUUACACAAUUAAAAGAUGACAUGAUGAGGUCCCCAAAAGUAUAAAUUGUGGUUAUUAAGUGCAAGAUGAUAUGGGUUUUCGUAUAUAACCUUGGGUCAGCCAGUUUAAAAACAAAAACUGUCAUAUUUUAGUACUGAGAAUAUCACACUUAAAGGAUAAAAAAAAAAUGACCACAUUCAGGAUAGAUAUAAUGGAAGUUGAACUGCUGUGUUCCACCCAUUUGCCUUCGAAUUAAAGAGAAGGAAGUUAUUGUUUCAGUGCAUGGAUAGUGCAUUAAGAAUUGGUCAUUUGAUUUAAACUUGUGACCUUUCCAAGUGCUGUAUUAGAUUUGUUUGCUUAUUUAUUUUCCCUAAUUAAAAUAUUAUUUCUAUAAUGUGAAUGGUGAUAUAUAAUGUUUUUAAGAAAAUCAUAUCUUAGAACAAAUGUAGGAAAACAAAAUCCCUUCUAAUUGUUAGUAAUCUAUCUCAUUUCUUUCAGACUUGUGCAAAACCCUUGAGCAACAUAAAUGUCAAAGUAAUUCUCUCCAUUUCUAAGUAAAACUAGUAUUAUUCAUCUUUUCUUAUUCUGUUCAUUGUAAUUAGGCUGAUUGAAAAUAAACAAAGUUCUAGUAAAAUAAAUAUCAGACAACCCACGCUAGCUUAAUUUCAUUCCGUGAGGCUGUGUAGUACAUGGUGGUGAUAUAUACGUUGUAUAGAGCAGUAAAUACUAAGUUGGGGCUUAUUUUCUUUUAAAUAAAAUGCAGUAUAUUCUACCCCUGGACAGGCAAACACACUGCCUUCAAGGAACUCCAAAACUUAAUUACUUGAAUUCAAACCCUGUUCUCUAUCAGUGAUUAACUAUAUGAACCUGACAAUUAGUUUGAUUUGAGUGGUGUCUUGGUUUUCUAUACCAUGGGAAUAAAGAUAAUACACCUAC
Messenger RNA from Psammomys obesus (fat sand rat), 4808 nucleotides. RefSeq names its product aspartylglucosaminidase (gene Aga). Lineage: Eukaryota; Metazoa; Chordata; Mammalia; Rodentia; Muridae. The transcript is spliced from 9 exons. Bases 93 to 1130 code for a protein of 345 amino acids. The record is from RefSeq and is a predicted model, not a curated record. Gene Ontology annotation, cellular component: lysosome. Gene Ontology annotation, biological process: protein deglycosylation. Gene Ontology annotation, molecular function: N4-(beta-N-acetylglucosaminyl)-L-asparaginase activity.